Messenger RNA from Pomacea canaliculata, 4035 nucleotides. RefSeq names its product G-protein coupled receptor GRL101-like. Bases 1363 to 4035 code for a protein of 890 amino acids. The transcript has 7 exons. The record is from RefSeq and is a predicted model, not a curated record. Gene Ontology annotation, molecular function: protein binding. NCBI's taxonomy places the organism in Eukaryota, Metazoa, Mollusca, Gastropoda, Architaenioglossa, Ampullariidae.
AGCAAAAUGAACACUUCAAGUACGAUAUUUUCUUUAUUCAUCAAUAUAUCCGCAGUUCCUUUCCAGCUGGAAAUCAACUAUACAACAGCCACGCAGGGUACGUGAAACACGGAUUUUUUUUUGAUUUUUUUUUUACGUGACUGAGUAAUUAAAUUACCGAUUGUCUAUUAUCUUAAAUGACUGAGAAGUGAAGCCAACCUGAUAACUGAAUCAAUACACGAUUAUUCUGACGGCUGUCGGGAGAGAAAACACGCGAGGGCUGUAACACCUGGCAGCAGGACAGAAUGAGUGUUUAUUCGAUGAGUGGGGCUGGGGCUAGACACAGGUCAAGUGAGGUCAGUGAGUUGUGGUAGGUCUCGUGUUAUCUCGUGUACCAAUGGUGUCUUGUGUCUGACGUCUUGUGUCUGACGUCUUGUGUGCGUCAUUUGUUGCACGUCACUUGAAGCAGAAAAAGACGUCAUAGGGGCGGGAGUAGAGGCUGAGGCUGGUAGAGAAGCGUUGGUCCUUGUUAGGCCCUUCUGAGCUCGCGACAGUCCUGCCUCGAGACGAGAGAGACACGUGGUGACACACGGCGGUGCCAGGGUCUCUGCGCUCGUAACGGAGGCCGCUGCGAUCAACGGAUUCUCGGACGUCAGCAACAUCAGAGGGCCCUCCACGUGGCAAGAGACUUUUGUGUGGAAAGAUAAAUGGCGAGUGCGCUUUACACGAGUGUAGUGUGCUGUGUGUAGAAGUAAUUAGUGGCUCACGACAUCUGGACUAGGGAUAGAGAAAUAACGGGACGCUUAGAGAACCGCCAUAUUUGAAAUUUUAUCAUCUUGUGAAUUGAUUUGGAAAGUUCUGGAUUAUUAAGAACUUUCUUUAAUACAUCUAUAUUGCCUUUUGUUGGUUCUUGGGGAUGCGCGAUGGGGUCUCUGAGUUAAGUUGAAGUAUAAUUAGCAAUUUAGUGAAAGUGUGCGCGUACGGUAAAUGUCGGCUUGACUUGGUAGAGGUGUCGAGAGUGUGAUCCGAGUUCUUUCUAUGACACUCCGGUAAUGUAUAAAAUUUAAGCAAUUGAAAAAGAGCUUUGCCAGACUUAUCUCGGCAUGGUGUCGGUGCGAGAGGAACAGUUAAUGCCGAGGCAGACUUGAGACAGGAGGACGAAGACUUGAAAGAAAAUCAUCUUACUUGGUCAGAGAAUCUUGACUCAAGGGGAAGGACAACGACGAAGGAACAUCGUGUCCGCCAGCUGUCGUCGUCAACACUCCAAGGUCUACACGACCAGAAUGUCUGCUACCUGUCAGAAACAUAAAUUCAGGCCAAAGCCGGCAGGAGUAAGGCUAUGUUCAAACGCCUAACUGGAACGGGAAAACUCUGUAUCCAUUCAUGGAUAGUUGGACUGAGAUACGUAUCCCCGAGCAUCAUAAAGUAAUGGUCAGUUUUCAAGAAGUAAAUAUCGCAGGAUCUCCAAAAUGCUUGUUUGACAAAAUAUCUCUUUACAGUGAACGCGUUCUCAACAAGUAUGUGAUUCAUGAGAUAUGUACCAGUCACAAGCCACCUGUCUCUCUCUACAAUGUCAGCAAGCUGUACAUUCACUUCCAGUCUGUGACAUUUAAUCCAGGGACAGGGUUUAGACUUGAUUUCACUUUUCACGCCCUCUCCGCUCUUCCCCAACAACUGAGUGACGGCAGGUGGAACUGCUCUGUGCCGCACUGGCCCGACUUCCGCCUGCACUUCCCGUGUAACCUGGUGUCCGACUGCGUGGGCGGCGAGGACGAAGUGGACUGUCCUUACACCAGUCACGUGUGUGGUCCAGGCUUCCUGUCAGCUAACGGCACAUGUCUACAGUUUACGAAGACAGACCAAAACAUUUCGUGGAACACUGCGUCGAAAACCUGUGAGUCUCGAGGAAUGCAGCUUACGGCAGCGAACACACCGGCAGAAUGGGAGGCAACUCUCGAUAUUCUGCGAUAUCGUCCCUACGAAUACUUGCUUUAUGGGCUUGUACCACCCUCCCCUCCAUUGCCAUACAUGUACAGUCAAGGGUUGACAGGGCUGGAUGGAAUAUUCCGCCACUUUCUGCCAAUAGAUAUUUUUUAUCUAAUUAGCGACUGCAUUGGCAUCUACUUUACCACAAAAAGCCUACAGGUACUUACACCAAGCUGCUAUAGUACGAUAGCGUCUAUGUUCGUCUGCAAGUUUGCCGUUAGUGGCGACGACACUUUACCACAGAUGCCGGUGUCACUCACAGCCAACUGGUCAGUGGACGUCUUGCAGUGUCCGUCACUCCACUACACACACACUUUCCUCGCUUGUGAUGUCAAGAGUGAGUGCUGGGCGGACAAGUAUGACAACGCUAAGACAUGUAGUGCUCCUCUGACGUCAUUUCCGCCCACUUUCUCGUGUGUCAACGAGAAUCAACGAGUGCCCUACUCCUUUGUGUGCGACCAUCGUCCUGAUUGCAUUGAUAACAGUGACGAGAGCUUUUGCAUAUUUUCUUCGUGUUCACGUAGCAAAAAUGUUUUCGAGUGUACCAACAAACAGGUAAUACAGUUUUUGAAAGGGAGUUUUUCGGUUCUGGAAAAAUGCAUACCAGUUCGAUUCGAAUGUGACAAUUUCUGGCAUUGUGCUGAUGGUUUAGACGAACUCAUGUGCGACCAUCUCGGCUAUCUACAAGCAAAAAGGGGUAAACCUUUCCCUGCGCUCAUAGACAUUGACUCUGAUGGUAAGCUAAGAGCAGUAAAGCCACUGUCUAUGACACGCGAACCUCUGUGUCCUGAAACAUAUUUCCAGUGUCCAGGAAGUAACUUCUACUGUUUCCCAGUCUAUCUCCGCUGUAAUGGUGUCUUUGACUGUCCUGGUAAACAGGACGAGACGGCGUGUGACACCUACACCUGUCCCGGCUACUACCGCUGCCGCUCGUCCCACGUCUGUCUGCACCCUGAUCACGUGUGUGACGGUUGGUCACAGUGUCCUGAGGGAGACGACGAGCUUCUGUGUGACCUUUCUUGUCCUGACACGUGUGUGUGUCACGGACUGGCCUUCACCUGCACGGCAAGGUUUGCAGCGUCUAGUUACCUGGAACUGAGGUUUCUUGAUGCAAGUGGCUCGGGGAUGACCCCCAGAGAUGUUGUCAAUAACACCAUGAUCGUUUAUCUCAGCUUUAAAAAUUGUAGCAUCAGAGUUUAUGACGAUUUAAUAUUUGUUAACCUUAGGAUCCUUGACCUAAGUGAUAACUAUAUUAAAUCAUUACGUUAUAAAAAUUUCCGUAAUUUAUAUAAUCUGAGAUCUUUGGAUCUUUCAGGUAAUCCUCUUUCAUCAUUAUACCCAACUGAUAGGCCUCCUCAUCCUGUACUACGACAGGUAACAGAUCUUGAUGUUUCCAGAGUUAAGUUUUCAAUACUCGACGUUAUAAUUUCUGCAACAUUUCCUAAUCUACGAAAACUCAAUCUCUCUGACUGCGGCGUUGAAACCAUUGCUGGCGAGGUGUUCACAAACCUGACUGAACUACGAAGUCUAGAUAUGCUGGGUUCUCUUCUUCACUAUUUUCCACCUCAAUCAUUUACUACCUUAAGUAAGUUAGAGUCCCUCUAUACUGACAACUACAAGGUCUGUUGUCCAGCCUCUCUUCCCGAACGGUUUAUUUUACAGAAGUGUGAAGCGCCCUCUGACGAGAUCUCGUCCUGUGAUGCUCUCCUGCGCUCAGACACAUACCGUGUCUUCCUCUCGUUAUUCGCGGCUUUAGCUCUGAUGGGCAACGCGGGAAGUUUUAUUUACCGUGUGUUUAUCAGUAAGAAAACAAGCAACCUUGGUUUUGAUGUCUUUGUCACUAAUUUAAGUAUAGCUGACUUUGUGAUGGGUGUGUACCUGGCCAUCAUAGGAAUAGCUGACCGUGUUGUUAAAGCUGAGAUACACGAUCAUGGUGUUAUCGACAACAUCUCUGGGGGUCAUCCCCGAGCCACUUGCGUCAAGAAAACGCAGUUCAAGGACAUAGAGGUUCGUUUCUCGUCGUCAGUUGACUAUGUCCUCCCAGCUGACCAUCCGAGUCAAGGUCUAUGA